Branchiostoma belcheri (Belcher's lancelet) is the source of this 1417-nucleotide messenger RNA. Its product is annotated as protein FAM221B-like. The record is from RefSeq and is a predicted model, not a curated record. NCBI's taxonomy places the organism in Eukaryota, Metazoa, Chordata, Leptocardii, Amphioxiformes, Branchiostomatidae. Bases 198 to 908 code for a protein of 236 amino acids. The transcript has 6 exons.
UUGGGGUGCCUUGCUGUGGGUUAUCCUUGAAGUAUGAAAUUGUGUUGCAAAAAUGUAAAUAUCUGGAGGAUUUUUAAUGUAUUUGAAGUUUUGCUGUUGUGGAUAUUUCUCCCAUAGCAACUUUCUGCCCUUCAGGUUACACAGCAAGACCUGUCAUCCCAGCAAAGAAGGCGGAGCUGAUAUCUGUUGCCAGGGCGAUGAACGAUGACUUUGCAGGGAAGGUGAAAACCCUCUUUGAUCCAGAAAGAGAAGCUGCACUAGCUGCUAUAACAACAGGAGUCUACAUUGGAUGGAGGUGUCCAGAGUUCACUUGGGACUGUAUUAGAGUUGGGGACAUGUCCAAGUGCUUCUGUGGUCACCUACUCAAUCAGCAUGCACAAUACACUGGUAAGAGUGUAAAAGUCAAGUGUGCAAUGGGGGGCUGUGAGUGCAAAGCUUUUGCGUUUGUUCCUGGCCGUCCUGAGGACGUGGGUGAGUUCUGGUUCCAGCGUCGGCGGGAUUUUGAUCCCAGCACAUGGAGAGCAAAGUGUCGCUGCAAACACCCCCAUGAUCAACAUGCUCCCAAUGCUUACAAGCCAUGCAAGGCAAAAGGUUGUCGCUGCAGCCAGUUUGAGUCCAAUUUCCUGUGUGCAGCAUGUGACCGUCACUGGGAGGACCACGAGACAUUCUUUGAGACUGAAGACAUGAGGAGACAGGCAGGGAUCCCUUGUGGUCAGGAAUACUUGCCUUUUGCAGAGAUGCCUGACCUUCGAAACAUUGUGCUUACAGGGAAAGAAGACGAUGACAGCCCUUACAGAGCACUUACAGAAGGAGAGGGAGCCAUCCCAAGAGCACUGCCCUUUGACAACAACACCCCUGUACAGUUUGGUGGGCAGAAAAAACCUGGCUUCAAACCAGUUUAUGAUUAACUCCUCAAUGCAAAGGACACUGAUUGUACCAGUGGUUCCUUUAAAGUUGUGAAAGAUGUUAUAUGUGGUAGGAUAUUCUAAAGGAAUCCUUGGGACCAACUCUCAAAUACAAAUGUAUGUAUUGCAUGCAGUUUUACUUGCACACUGUAUGUAUAAUCAUUCUUUUUGUUGAAAUGAAGUAAUUUGGCUUCCAUGCCACAAUGUAAUUUUUUUAAAGCUUGUAUUUUCCUACAGUUUGAAAUUUUAGCAUACUUUUGUCAUACUCUUUGGACCAAUCAUGGCCCCACAGGAGUUCAUGAAAUUUUAUGUACUAGUAGUAAAUUUUUCAAUGAUGAUUCCAUGUACAAUAGUCUUCUACUCAUAUGUAUGACCUUUUUCACCAGUAUGUUGCAUUUUAAGAUAUUCUAAUGUACAGGCAUACAUCCUAUUUCUAGCAACAUUGCAAGUCAUUUGCUGUUUAUGAAUAAACAGAUAUAAAUGCUAGAUAAAAGAGCAUUUAAUUUGGUAAU